Menidia menidia (Atlantic silverside) is the source of this 1230-nucleotide messenger RNA. The record is from the annotation of a GenBank genome assembly. Lineage: Eukaryota; Metazoa; Chordata; Actinopteri; Atheriniformes; Atherinopsidae.
AUGGCAAGGGCAGAGGAAAUGCACGCAUGGACUGUAAAAAUGAGCACCCCGAGUGUUUUGGCCGUGGUGACGGUGUUUUCCAUGAUUCCCGGCGGGGUGCUGAGCGAUACGAGAGGCGCUCAGGGUCUGGAAGCUCAACAACUGGCCCAGGGGUCCUCGAUUCUGCACCGCCGCCUGAAGAGAGGCUGGAUCUGGAAGCAGCUGUUUGUCCCCGAGGAAGAUCCCACUCCUCGUGUUAUUGGCCAGGUAAAGCCUCACAUUGAAUGCGCGCCAUGGACCACGGUGGCCCAGGUGACGGCCACAGAUGCGGACGAUCCCAUGUUCGGAAACAACGCCAAGCUCAUCUACUCCAUCCUGCAGGGGGAGCCCUACUUCUCCGUGGAGCCCAAGACAGGGCUUAUCGUUACAUCUUGGCCCAACAUGGACCGUGAGGCCAGAGAGGAGUACCUGGUGGUGGUGCAGGUGAAGGACAUGCUGGGCCUCAGCGGCGGCUACUCCUCCUCCACCACGGUGACCGUCAGCCUGACCGACGUCAACGACAACGGACCCACUUUCCAUCAGCAUCUAUACAACUUCGCCAUCUCUGAAAACGCAGUUGUGGGUACGACGGUGGGCAGAAUUAAGGCAGAAGAUGGAGACACCGGCAUCAACGCGAGGAUGACGUACACUUUGGAGGACGACCUGGAAGAAAGUGCUACCUUUAUCAUCCAAACAGAUCCGGAAACUCAGGAGGGAGUGAUUCUGCUGGCAAAGCCUUUGGACUUUGAAUCCAAAAGGAGGUACGUGGUGGCUGCGGAGGCGGCCAACGACCACGUCGACACUCGCUUUCUGGCUCCGGACGAGUUCAGGGACCGGACCAGGCUCAAGAUCGUGGUGGAGGACGUGGACGAGCCUCCCGUCUUCCUCCGCCCCGUCUACGAGUGGAAGGUCCCCGAGAAUGUGGCCGUGGGAACGGCGGUCGGCGGCGUCGGCGCCAGAGACACCGACGUAGUCAACAACGCCAUCAGAUACUCCAUCGACAAAAGGAGCGAUGCCACAAAAGCUUUCCAAAUAGACCCAAACAAUGGCACCAUAGCUGUUGUGAAAGCUUUGGACCGCGAGACAACCGAGUGGCACAAUGUGACAGUUGAAGCCACAGAAACAAGUAAGGAGAAUUUUUUUGAUUCUUUGUCUACUUCUGGCUCAUUUAUUCCCCCCUAUAAAGAAACCCUGUCAAUUCUAGGUGUAUGA